Parascedosporium putredinis is the source of this 483-nucleotide messenger RNA. The record is from the annotation of a GenBank genome assembly. NCBI's taxonomy places the organism in Eukaryota, Fungi, Ascomycota, Sordariomycetes, Microascales, Microascaceae.
AUGGAGCAGUUUGAGGUCGCCGACGAUGCCUCGUCCGGAACGGGAAGAGAUGUGGACUCUAAAAGGAAAGCCGUCGUCACGUACGAGCGCGUGCAGCUCAUAAUCCGCGUUCCCAUGCUCCUCUUCGGCUACGGCGUGCUGGCGCUCUGGUUAUACAUCGCCAUUAGGUGGAAUCAAGAGGAUGGGGCGAGACAGAAUCUACCCGACGCCAAGCCGCUGGGAGAGGUGAACAUGUGGUUCGGAAUACCUAUUGUCUGCAGUCUGGUCCGUUUUUCCAUCAUUUUCGAUACCUGGGACAUCGUGGCGCUCUCGAGCCCAACCCGCACGCGAGCCCGCCCCGGCAUCCUCCUGACCCACGAGCUCCUCAACAUUAUCACCAUGACCUGCGGCGUCAUAUUUGGGUACAGGUCUUCGUACAACGAGGAAUACUUUGAUCUGGCGAAAUCCGACAACGAGCGCUACCCUUUGCGGCUCUAUACCUAG